Molecule: messenger RNA, 829 nt
Organism: Danaus plexippus (monarch butterfly)
Lineage: Eukaryota; Metazoa; Arthropoda; Insecta; Lepidoptera; Nymphalidae
Product: NADH dehydrogenase [ubiquinone] 1 alpha subcomplex subunit 11-like
Exons: 5
Coding region: 81-617 (178 amino acids)
Biological process (GO): mitochondrial respiratory chain complex I assembly
Source: RefSeq, a predicted model, not a curated record
AAAUUGACUAUCAUUUUAAAAAAAAAAACUUGACGUUAUAAGUCUUGACAAGCAAUUUAUUAUAAUUAUUCUUAACGAAAAUGUCAUGUAAGUGUCCACCAAAAGUUAAAAAAAGUUAUAGUUAUUAUGAUACCCCCGAUGGCUGUGAUGUCUUCAAAAAGAUGCUGGUAACGAGUAGAUACGGCGCCAUGGCCGGUUUAAUUCUAUCAACGUACGACGUGUUAAUGUAUUCACACGCAACUGGAUUGGGGAACAUGAUGAGGCGAUAUGCCUACCACACGGCUCCACUCGCCCUGGCGGGCGCUACAUUCGCGGCCGUUGCCAACGGAGUGCAACACCUUAGAAAAAGGGAUGACCCUCUGAACUAUUUUAUUGGGGGAGUUUCUUGCGGUCCUAUACUAGCUUACUACUUUGGUUCCUAUUACGCAUUGUUCGUGGGCGGACUCUUACUUGGUAUAGCUGGCGCUAUCAAAAAAGACGCUGUUGAUAAUGACUUCGACCUUUUGCCUCACGUACCAACUUUGGGUACUGUGGACGGCUGGAGAAGGGAUUACACAUUAGUACAAGAUCCUAGAGAUACUCUCAUUCAUACAUGCGGCAAAGAAAAUGACAAAUGAUAUUGUAUUGAAAUAUUCGAAUAUUUAAUAAACUAUAAAAUUGUAUAUAUUUCUUUGUCCAUAUAACUUUUAUACUCGAUAUAUUUAUCAAGAACCGAUAGAUGUGGAAUAAUUAUCAAAAAAAAAAUAAUCGAUUUGGUAAGUAAAAAACAUGAUAUAAAUGUUUCAAUCAACAUUCAUAUACUAUAGGAAAAUAAAACGAUUUCAAACAA